This is a messenger RNA of Desarmillaria tabescens, 1158 nucleotides long. RefSeq lists its product as uncharacterized. NCBI's taxonomy places the organism in Eukaryota, Fungi, Basidiomycota, Agaricomycetes, Agaricales, Physalacriaceae. Bases 355 to 1158 code for a protein of 267 amino acids. The transcript is spliced from 8 exons. The record is from RefSeq and is a predicted model, not a curated record.
AUCCGACUCCGGUCAUACAACGAUGUUCUAUAACGUUAGGACGAUUGCCGACUGCAUGGUAAAUUAGAUACUCCCUUGUUCUCGUGGAGUGGGGUCGCUAUAACGGGGAAUCCUGUACUCAACCGUAUAGCCGCUCUGGGGUAGAUACGGCCAGUUAAGCACCAAAUAGGUCCCCUGCGCCUUAACUGGGGAUGUGCUCUUAGAACGCGACAUGCACCGGGUGUCAGCAUCCACAAUCAUCGCAUACCUAGACGUCUUGACAGUAAUUUUAUUCAACAAGAGCUUCGGUCAGGGUUUCCCUGGUAUACGCAAACAAAUUGAAAGGAACUAACGUCUUUGCGAUACAUCAAAGUAAUGUCCGGCGAGUCUGGGCCAGCAUACCGUCAUCAGCUGAAGACUGACCUUCUCCCUGCAUCAACCAUCUACCCGCCCCUCUGUAAGAGCGGGAUUCCGUACCGUUUUGAUCGAUGGCGGAGCAAAGUGCAAGGUGGUAAAUUGCCAUCAGUGAGUCCGUUGAUGGCGCAACGUUGGACCACUUACGGUAGUGCUGGUGCAUUCGGGAUGAUUCAAUUCACGUUUACCAAAUCUUGGUUAAGGUUUGAACUUCCUACUGCCGGUAUGAGUUUCAAAGCUCACCUGUUCAAUACCGGAUAUCUACAGUGGUUCAAAGGCACCACGGCAACUCAACAACUCGUCUUUCAUGUUUCCAUCUAUACCACACGCGAUGCAAUCCUCCCAGGGAGUCACUGGCAGUGGUUAAAGAACUUAGAACUUGGCUAUGAUGUUCCUCUACUUGGUUGCGGCUGCGAGAGGGAGAUAACCUUUGCGACAAGUCGGGAGAACAGUUUACAUGCUCGGUACCGGUCCGGGGGAGGGGUUGUACAUGUGCUUCACCUAAUCCCGACGAUAAAAACCAUGAUCGGGCGCAAGAAAAGAAUUGGAUUUGAGAGAGAUAUUCAUAAUGUUACUAGCAAGAGCCUUAGAGGAAAAUUUGGAAAUGUCCCAAUUCUGAGCGUGGAUAUGGAGUACUGCCGGUCAACAUCAGAGAUACCCACGAUAGGAGAGGCCAAGGAAGAAUCGGAUAUAUCAAUUCUGAACAUAGACUUGAAGCACUUCCCGUCAAUAAGUAUCAGUAGCGGGGAAAAUCAAGUUCCCUGA